Messenger RNA from Apis dorsata (giant honeybee), 371 nucleotides. RefSeq lists its product as uncharacterized. Bases 40 to 360 code for a protein of 106 amino acids. The transcript has 2 exons. Lineage: Eukaryota; Metazoa; Arthropoda; Insecta; Hymenoptera; Apidae. The record is from RefSeq and is a predicted model, not a curated record.
UAUUCUAAAUCACAGAAUCAAAGUAUUCUAUAGAAAAUUAUGUACUCCAAAUUUGAUAAUUGUGUAGAGCACCCCCUUGGUAUAUUGUGCAAGUGUACAGACUACCAAGAAAUAUUAAAUAAAUUCACAUCUUAUAAUAUUGGUACAGAACAUUAUUUAAAACCUAAAGUAAAUGUAGAACCAAUUGCUUCAGCAAAAGUUUUGUGGAUAAACAACCGUUUAAAAUUAGAUGAAGAUAUUUCAAAACCAAUACUUCUUUAUCCUCAAGAACAAUUAAAUAUUACUGCUUACAAUGUAGACAAAAUAUGGAUGCCUACUGUAUCAAAUUUAAUACCUCUAAAAUUAAUAUUUAAACUUUAAACUUUUGAUUC